Molecule: messenger RNA, 1803 nt
Organism: Capronia coronata CBS 617.96
Lineage: Eukaryota; Fungi; Ascomycota; Eurotiomycetes; Chaetothyriales; Herpotrichiellaceae
Exons: 3
Coding region: 1-1803 (600 amino acids)
Biological process (GO): transmembrane transport
Molecular function (GO): transmembrane transporter activity
Source: RefSeq, a predicted model, not a curated record
AUGGCUACGAGGUCUAGGGACAACAUCGAGACUCCUUCUGAGGAAGAACAUGUCGAGAAGCAUGGAUUGAAGGGAAAGAUCGAAGCCAUCUUCAAGUCGUCUUCCACCCACGAUGCCAGAGACGUCGCUGCAGAAGAGAAAGCCGACGGAUCCGGAGCAGGGCAGGAAGAGACGCUGGAGCCAGAUGCCCAAGCUGGUGUCCAGGGUAUCGAGGCAGCCACGACAGUAUGGACGAAAUCUCAUAUGAUUCUGGCCUACGUUUUUAUUUGGCUCAUUUAUUUCGUCAUCUCGCUGCAAGAGGUGGCCGUCCGCUCCUUGACUCCUUAUGUGACCAGUUCCUUCUCGAGGCACUCCUUGACCGGUGCCACGAACAUCAUGUCCAGCAUCAUCGGGGGGGUCGCGAGGGUUCCGACCGCCAAGAUCCUCGAUACCUGGGGCCGUCCACAGGGUAUGGCGCUGAUGACCAUCAUCUGGGCCAUUGGGUUUGCCAUGAUGGCCGCUUGCGAGAAUGUUGAGACGUAUGCAGCGGCGCAGGUGUUCUACGUGACUGGUUCUCAAGGAAUCAGUUACUGCCUGACCGUCUUCAUUUCCGACACUUCCUCGCUCCGGAAUCGAACGCUCAUGCUGUCCUUUGCCACGUCCCCAUACAUCAUCACCACGUGGCUCGGAGGGCCAGUUUCGCAAAGCAUUGUCAAUGGCUUCGGCUUCAAAUGGGGCUUCGGCAUCUUCGCCAUCAUCGUGCCGGUGACAGUGGCGCCGUUGACCUGGCUCUUCAUCUACAACCAGCACAAGGCGAAGAAGGCAGGACUGCUCAAACCACGCCAGAUCAGCUUCAAGCCGAGCGCAUUGAUGAAGUACUUCAUCGAUGUCGACCUUCUGGGAAUCCUCAUCCUGGCAGCCGGCAUGUCGCUGUUCCUCCUGCCCUUCAGCUUGUACUCGUACCAGCCCGACAAAUGGCGAUCGCCCAUGAUCAUCUGCAUGAUCACGUUCGGCGGGGCGUUGCUCAUCUUUUUCGCCAUCUACGAGAAGUACCUGGCCCCCAAGACAUUCAUCCCGUUCGAGCUGCUCAUGGACCGAACGGUGUUUUUCGCCGGCCUGAUGUUCGUCUUUGUCUUCUUCAACUCGGCCGUCUGGGGCGCCUACUUUUUCUCCAUGCUCCAGGUCGUCUGGGGUCUGAGCGUCAUCGACGCGACCUACGUCAGCGCCAUCUACCGAGUCGGAUCGUGUCUGUUCUCGUUCGCGGUCGGACUCGCGGUCCGCUGGACGGGGCGAUUCAAAUGGAUCGCCCUCUACUUCGCCGUUCCCCUGAUGAUCCUCGGCGUCGGGCUGAUGAUCGAGUUCCGCCAGCCGGACAGCGACAUCGGAUAUGUGUGUAUGACGCAGAUCUUUGUCGCGUUCGCGGGAGGCUCAAUCGUGCUUUGCGGCGAAAUGGCCAUGAUGGCGCCCUCCAACCAUCAGAACAUCGCGGCCGUCAUUGCCAUUCUGGAUCUUUUCGGCAGUAUUGGCACGGCGGCGGGCGGCACGGUGGCCACGGCCAUCUGGACCGGCGUCUUCCCCGACCGGCUGCGCAAAUACCUGCCUCCGGGCGUCGACGCGAACAAGAUCUACGGCUCCAUUGUGGCCCAGAUGUUCUACAAGCGAGGCACUCCGACACGAGAUGCCAUUAACCGAGCCUACGGCGACGCUCAGCGAUACAUGCUCAUUACCAGUGUCAGCUUGCUGGCGGGUGCCUGGAUCUGCGUCUUCCUCUGGAGGGACAUCAAAGUCAAAGAUCGCAAGCAGGUCAAGGGUCGUGUUGUCUAA